UCGCUUCCUCACGCGCCGCUCUCCAGUCCCGGAAGGAGGAAGAGGUUUCACAGAGGGAAGAGAAGAAAGUGUGUUGACAGCGGAAACAAGAUCUAAGUCACUGAGCUCUUCUCUCUCCUCAUCGGUCCCGGGUCGGGUGUUGGUGUCUGGACUCAGCAGGAGCCCUCAAGGGAUGGAACAUGGCCACAACUGAAACACAGCUUAUGUUAAGCGUCGGGUUGAUCGAGAAAGAUGUGAAUGGAGACACACUGUGGGUGUGGUGCUUCCCCUCCGUGGACCCAGACGUGAGACCAGUCCUGCUCAGUAAGUGCUGUCUGACACAGGAUGGCCGGGACCUCCACACCUUUGUGUUUGGUCAGUUCCGUCGUGCGUGGUACUACAUCACCACAGUGGAGGUGCAGGAGCCCACAGCUCUAAAGAAGGUCACUCAUUUUUCAAUAGUUGUUACAGCAAAAGACUUCAAUCCUGAGAAGUACUCUGCUCUCAGUAGAAUCCUCUGCAGGAUGUACAUCAACGAUGGCAGCCCAGUGAAGAUGAUGGAGGCGUACCUCACUGUUCUUACUAAAGGAAUCUGUCAGAGUGAUGAAAAUGGCUCGUUUCUCAUUAAGGACUAUGACGUGCGGAGGGCGUACCUGGCUGGUUCCAUCAAAGAUGUGGUGUCUCAGUUUGGUUUGGAGACUAUCAUCCUGUACACCGCUCUCAUGCUGAAGAAGAGGAUCGUCGUCCAUCACCCUCGGAUUGAAGCCUUGUUGGAGUUUACGAGAGUUCUGCCGGCUCUGACGUGGCACAGGAAGGACUGGUCCAUCCUGCACCCCUACGUGCACCUGACCGAUCCUGAGCUAGAGGAUUUAAAGAAAUGUCCCGGUUACGUUGCAGGAUUUGUGGAUCCGGAAGUGAGCAACAGAUCGGACUUGUUUGAUGUGUACGUGAACCUCACUGACAGCGUCAUCACAGUUUCCCAGAAUGCCAAAGACGCCAUGACUAUGGGGAAGUUACACAAGGAGGUCGGUCUCCUCAUCGUCCAAUCAGCGGAGGACAGCGAGAGGUCAGACAGUCAGGUGAUCAAGGACAUCUCUGUGAAGACCAAAGAGAUCCUGGCAAACCUGGUCGCCCUGGCAGACGAGUGUGAAGACUCUAAACUCACUCUGGAGGGUUUGAAGCAGCAUCACUUCCCUCCUGCAACAGAGAACUUCCUCUUCCAUUUGGCAGCGGCUGAGCAGCUCUUAAGGAUAUAAACCUGUUUUCAGACGCUGCAGAAUCACGAGACUGUCGUCAGCUUUGACUCCGGCUCAAAUCUUUUGUACGUGUUGGGAUAAAUAAUGUUUUCUAAAAGGCUUGUACAGACUUCUGCCGUUAUCAGGAGGGUUUGCACCAGACGUUUAUAACAGGAACCUGCGUCUGAGGUAGGAAAGUGGCGCUAGCAUCAAAUUUGAACUCGCAUUGUUGCUAAUAUGAGACACGACUCAACUUUCUUUUAACAAUAUUUUAUUUUCUUCCUGCCAACAAAUCCCAUGAAAAGACCAAAUCCAAGGUCUGAUUAGAUUUGAUUGAUUAUAUCUUAUCCAGGACAAGCUAUGUAACGAUGUAUUUGUGAAUUGUUUAUAAAGGAAUCAGACAUUUCAUCGUGUUGAAGUUGUUACGUACGUAAAGUGGAUUCGGGUCUUUUCAUGGUAUUUGAUUAAGAAAUAAGUAUAAAAAACAUUUAUUUUAACAUUAGUAGCUAUGGACAAUUAGGAGCCACAGUAUUUGUCUCAAAUGUCAUAACGAAAAA
Messenger RNA from Pleuronectes platessa (European plaice), 1771 nucleotides. It is a transcript of the gene dennd10, whose product is annotated as DENN domain containing 10. Gene Ontology annotation, biological process: protein transport; regulation of early endosome to late endosome transport. The transcript is spliced from 10 exons. NCBI's taxonomy places the organism in Eukaryota, Metazoa, Chordata, Actinopteri, Pleuronectiformes, Pleuronectidae. The record is from RefSeq and is a predicted model, not a curated record. Gene Ontology annotation, cellular component: late endosome. Gene Ontology annotation, molecular function: small GTPase binding; guanyl-nucleotide exchange factor activity. The coding region runs from base 180 to 1235 and encodes 351 amino acids.